CAAGUUCCCAAACCCUCAUCGAAACCCAAACCCACUUAUUUUUGCGUUGGAUGUCCGACACAACAGUACAACUUCAACAAGACGGUCUUCAGCAGAAGCAGGACCUCAGUGGAUCGCUUGUAGCAGAGUUAGCACCGGACGUUGUCAUCACAACUACUCCAGGGCGUCGAAAAUGGACAGCGUUGGAAACGGCAGAUCUCAUUGACGGUUGUGUCAAAUAUGGUGUAGGCAACUGGAAGAGGAUCUUGACGGAUUCACAGUUUAAUUUUCAUGGUCGAUCAGCAGUAGACUUGAAGGACAGAUUUCGAACUGUCUAUCCGUCUGAAUACAAGCGACUUUAUCCCGGCUCUAAACGCAGGCGGGCGUUCACUACAGAAGAGGAUGAAAUGCUGUUGAAAGGUGUUGAAAAGCAUGGCGUUGCCUGGGCAAAGAUCGCUAGAGAUGAACAAUUUAAUUUGGCACACCGUACAAGCACAGAUCUCAGGGACAGAUUUCGCAAUGCUUUCCCAGAGAAAUACGACAUGUAUGGCUAUUCACCAAGACAGAAGAGAAAAUCUGGCUCGCACACGCGAAAUAAUACAGAGGACUGGGCAAAGAUGGCUCAACAAUCUCAGCAAGGAGCUUCAUUAAAUAAUCAACGUCAAGUGCAAGUCAAAGACCAAAGAACAGAUAGUUUUACCGAGGAAGAUGUAUCAGUUAUUUACCGAGCAUCUUACGAUCCUGAACGAGGAUUGACAGCUACGCAUAACCCCAGUGAACAUGCAGCUGGAUUUAGACACUUGAUACACCGGCCAGAAAAUAGCUGGAUGUCUGAUGAUGGCAGUAAUCCAACUUUGACAUACCCAUCACUGACCGAUACGGGAUACACUACCACAAUUGCUCCUGGGGAUACGUCUUCCAUUGAUGCCUUGUCAGACCAUGUUGCGCAAAUGGCGCAGCAACAGCCAGAAGCAAGCAUCGACUUGAUCCGUUCAAUAUCAGAUUUGCGUAAACGCUGAACGGCGUAAUAAAUUGUAUAUUUUUUAUUUGUUAGUCCUUA
Messenger RNA from Umbelopsis ramanniana AG, 1039 nucleotides. RefSeq lists its product as uncharacterized. Lineage: Eukaryota; Fungi; Mucoromycota; Umbelopsidomycetes; Umbelopsidales; Umbelopsidaceae. The transcript is spliced from 6 exons. The record is from RefSeq and is a predicted model, not a curated record. The coding region runs from base 51 to 998 and encodes 315 amino acids.